This is a messenger RNA of Sparassis crispa, 4794 nucleotides long. Its product is annotated as UDP-glucose:glycoprotein. The record is from RefSeq and is a predicted model, not a curated record. Lineage: Eukaryota; Fungi; Basidiomycota; Agaricomycetes; Polyporales; Sparassidaceae. Bases 1 to 4794 code for a protein of 1597 amino acids. The transcript is spliced from 31 exons. Gene Ontology annotation, cellular component: endoplasmic reticulum. Gene Ontology annotation, molecular function: UDP-glucose:glycoprotein glucosyltransferase activity.
AUGAAAGCACCUCUGUCAUUUGCUUCUCUUAUUACAUUAUUAUUCGUCUACAAAAGUUAUGCACUGAAUCCUCCAGUCAAGGUGGAACUGCGGUCGUCGUGGCCGGCGCCUCCGGUUCUCCUUGAAUGCAUAGAAGCUAUUGCUACGGAAAAUGAUGAAGCAUUCUUUCCCUUGCUUGAUACGCUUACGAACCCCGAAGUGCCCAUCCCCUCACCACAUACUCCAGAAGUAGUGCACCGUUCUGCCUUUGAAGCCGCUAUAUCUGAGGGUUUCCUGUCUCGACCAGGGGAGUAUGCCUCUGUGCAGAUGGACCUGGCCCUGCAUACUGCUACGCCCAAAAUCGAAGCUGUCUACCAGUACUACACCGAUCGUCAUGCCGCGCGGACGGCCAGUGUGCACAAUGAUGAUUGCGGGUCGUGGGUCGAUUGGUAUGGACAGGUUGCUUGUGAUGUACAGACGUUGGUGCAUCUUGCAGGGGUCGAGACAAUUGAUCCUGCAGUACCAAGCACUGUUAACGCAUCUUUCCCUCGCCCUAAACUCCUCCCCUUCGAUCACGUCCAGCCAUCUCCGGCCCGCGUGCUCGCACGGCCUCCACGUACUGCAAUAUUCUACGCCUCGCUCUCCUCCAGCAAUUUCCGCGAACUCCAUUCAUACCUUUAUGCAACCUCGAGUGCUCCGAACCCCCACAUAGAAUAUGUGUUCCGGGCUAUUCCUCCAGAGAACCGUGAUCUCUCCCUUCGAACAUACCUGUCUGGUUAUGGUGUAGCUCUUGACUUGAAGAAGAUGGACUAUCUGGCAUUAGAUGACCGGAGACAAGGCUCAAGUGGGCAGACGGCGGAAUCUGACGGUGCUGUUGAGUCGAUCUCAGAUGUAGAUUCCGUCAUGGUGCUGGUGCAACAAUACCCGGCGAACACAGACGUAAAUGCGAGCACACCUCUGACAGACGAUGAGCUGCUAAACAUUGGGUUGCAAGCUACCCAACUCAUAUACGAUGCAGAUGAACCUCUACCCGCGCUCAAGCAGCUCUCGCAGAAUUUCCCCAAGUAUGCAGCCCCUCUUGCGCGGCGUAUCACAGUGGACCCGGCCUUGCUGGAUGAAGUAGAAGAGAACCAGGUCAAGGUACCGGGAGGGGCUAACAUUGCUUGGUUGAACGGAGUCAAUAUCGGGGAAAAGGAUAUGAAUCCCUUUGCCUUGCUACGGUUGCUGCGCAAGGAGCGUGGCACAAUGCUCUCCUUGACCUCGUUGGGCCUAUCACCAGAGCAGGCGAUCAGAUUACUCACACACCCCUCAAUCAGUGCAGCGCAGAGCGAACCGGAUGCCGUCAGUGAGCUGUUCGACGCGAGUGAUCGUCCCGAGGAAGGGGGUGUCAUUGUAUGGUGGAAUGACUUGGAGAAGGACAGUCGUUACGCCAGAUGGAGUAGAUCAUUGAGAAUACUCCUGCGACCAAUGUACCCGGGUCAAUUCCCGAACGUCAAGGCUAACCUCUUCAACGUGGUGCUCGCUGUCGACCUCUCACAGUCCAGCAGUCUUCACUUCAUCUCCACUUCAGUCUCGAAUAUCAUCAGUCGCAGCUUCCCAGCCCGUUUCGGUAUUGUUCCCAUAGUCGAGACAGAAGAAGGUGCUCGGAUGGCGAGAUUAUUCUAUUACUUGAUUGAAAACUUCGGACGGGCAAAGACAAUGAGCUUCUUGAAGAGUCUAUCCCAAAUAGACAUACCCAUCCAGCGUUUGACUCCCACAGUGAACUGGGGUUUGGUACGUUCAGAGUUCGGUAACCUCCUCACAGAGAGCAAACAGCCAGGCGAGGGGGUAAUAACUAAUCUGGAUACUAUCCUCCAUGGUGGCACAGAGAGCCCGGGCUUUGGUCUGGACAAAGCCCGUGCCUACGCGGCCAGAUUGGGAGUAACGUUGACUUCUGCGUCACAAGGACACGCAUUCGUGAAUGGGAAGCACUUGGUUUUGAACGAUGAUUUUCUGCGUCAAUUGCAACUGGAGCUAGGUCAGCAAUUGCAGUACCUUCAAGAGCAGAUUGCCACCGGCCAUUUAAGGGAUAACGACAUCGAGACCAUCUCGACAUAUUUCUAUGAUCUUCCCACUACUGCGAAGAGAAGGAAUACCUAUAUUCACACCGGGAAAAGCGGGAUGAACAUGAUUAAUCUACCGGACUUACUUUCAAGAGUGAAGUAUCCAAGUGGCUCGUUUGUGUACCCAUCGGACUUGGAGCAGAUUCCUUUGUCAGCGUAUAUUGUAGCAGAUUUUGAUACAGAUGGUGGUCGUACCCUGAUGAAGGAGGCGUUAAUAUCCACGAAGGUGGGGUCUGCAUCUCGCGUGUCAUUCAUCCAUAAUCCCGCCACUCCAUGGAGCGCAUCAACUCGUCGCCCACCCACGUCGUCACUCCUGGCUCACCUGAUCACCAAGGACACUCUUCAUCGAGUUUCUCCUUCCCGUCUCUUGAAGGUCUUGGGUCUCAGCGAACCUUCAGUGCCUAUCCACAGCCCGCAAGUUGUCAUAUCGCCAGAAGGCAGCCUCGACGACAUCCUAGGUGGAACUCUUCUUGAAGACGCUGGACAGGAAACCUACGAGGAUUUCGUCCAAGCGAGUCGUCUCCUUGUUAGGGAGCUGGGCCUUGCUGCAGGAGAACAAGCUGUCAUCGUCAACGGACGAGUUGUUGGCCCCUUGUUGCCUGGCGGAUUUGUUGCGGAAGACUUCGAGACUCUGAUGACAUAUGAACUGCGCAAACGUGUUGAGCCAGUCGUAGAAGCGCUUGAAAAUAUCUUUGGGUCCUUGGAGAGUUUUGAUCGGGGAUCAUAUGCGGAGAUGGUCGCUCUGACUUCCUCUGUUGUCUCUGCCAUUCAGGUACCGGAUCCGAGCGAAGUCGGUUUGUUCAAUGCACCAUACAAGCCCCGAAAACUGAGUUAUCAACUUUUGAGCGGCAAAUAUACGUCCUUCAUGUUCGGAGAGAAUUCUACCGCGUUAUUCCACUUCGGCAUUGUGGUAGAUCCUCUGAGCGAGUCUGCGCAGAAAUGGUCAAGCCUGAUAGAAUGGCUGUUGAAUAUCCCUGAAGUCUUUGUCGAGUUGCACAUUAACCCGGCUAGGUAUCGUGAGCUUCCUCUCAGACGAUUCUAUCGGUACAACCUGCAACCUCGGCUACUCUACGACGACAACGGGGAAGAAAUCCGUGCCGAGACGGAGUUCAGUGGUUUAGCUGUUGAACCUAUCUACACUCUCGCGAUGGACGUGCCGCAAUCGUGGCUCGUUCGGCCACGCGAAGCUCUCCAUGAUCUGGAUAAUAUUCAGCUGAGUACCCUAUCCGCGAGAGACCGUGCACACGGCGUGCAUGCCAUCUUCGAACUCGACUACCUCGUCAUUGAAGGCCAUGCCCGCGAUGUAUUGACCAGCGCACCUCCGCGUGGAGUGCAGCUUCAGCUUGCCACGAGUCAAGGGGUCCCGAUCGCUGAUACCCUGGUCGUCGCGAAUCUGGGGUAUCUGCAGUUCCGCACUAAACCUGGUGUGUUCAAGCUUGAGAUACGCCCCGGGCGUGGACGCGAGAUCUUCAAGAUGGAGAGCGUGGGAAACGAAGGUUGGGACAGCCCCCAUGUAGAUGUGGACGGAGACGAGAUCACGUUGACCAACUUUGAGGGACUUACGCUUUACCCAAGGCUUGCCAGAUUACCAGGUAUGGAUCGCGCAGACGUCCUUGCAGAAGCUCCACCCAAAGCGCCGACUGCCAAAGAAGUUCUCGAAGACAUUGUAUCUUGGGUGUCUUCUCUAUUCUCCUCCUCAAAGGGGUCCGAAAAUAACACAUUGUCCUCGCCAAGUGACCAGGCUGAUAUUAACAUAUUCACUGUUGCCUCGGGCCUAUUGUAUGAACGUUUUGUCUCCAUUAUGGUACUCAGUGUUCUCCGCAACACAAACAGCACUGUCAAAUUCUGGUUCAUCGAGAAUUUCCUCUCGCCUUCCUUCCUGGAAUUUAUUCCCCAUCUGGCUGAAGCGUACGGCUUCAAGUACGAAUUGGUGACUUACAAAUGGCCUUCCUGGCUGCGCGCCCAGAAGGAAAAGCAGCGCAUCAUUUGGGCAUACAAGAUUUUAUUCCUGGACGUCCUCUUCCCCAUGGAUCUCAAGAAGGUCAUCUUCGUCGACGCAGACCAAAUUGUGCGCGCUGACCUCAAGGAACUCGUUGACCUUGAUUUGCAUGGCGCGCCGUAUGGCUACACUCCCAUGGGUGAUGACAACGAGGAGAUGGAAGGCUUCCGGUUUUGGAAGACAGGAUACUGGAAGGAGUUCUUGCGUGGUCUGCCGUAUCAUAUCAGUGCACUAUAUGUCGUGGACCUGGUCCGGUUCAGACAGAUUGCUGCAGGAGAUAUACUGCGAGGUCACUACCAACAAUUGUCUGCGGAUCCAAAUUCCCUUGCAAAUCUUGACCAAGAUCUACCCAAUAAUCUUCAGCGGGAGGUGCCCAUCUUUUCACUACCCGAAGACUGGUUAUGGUGCGAAACCUGGUGCAGCAAGGACAGACUUAACCGUGCCAAGACCAUCGACCUGUGCCAGAACCCACUUACGAAAGAACCUAAAUUGGCAAGAGCGCGGCACAUUCCCGAGUGGGAGGAAUACGAUAGUGAGAUCGCUCGGUUCGCGCGGAGGUUGGCGGAGGAGGGUUGCAUUCGCUCGGAGAUCGUUGCAGCGGACUCAAACGUCCUGGCCGAUGCAGGUGCUGAGCACCGCACCCAUGGUACUGCAGUGGAUAAGCAGAGUGAGGGCGUGGAGGGUAAGGCGGAGUAUGUCAGAGACGAACUGUGA